AUGAAGCUGAUUAAAGAUGAAACUAAAGAGGAUGUUGAAGAGACAAUGUUCAAACAGAUUGUAGGCUCAUUGUGUUUCCUGUGCAAUAGCAGACCAGACUUGUCAUUUAGUGCGAGCUUGGUAAGUAGAUUUAUGAACAACCCAAAGAAGUCACACAUGCUUGCUACCAAGAGGUUGUUAAGGUAUGUCAAAGGCAUUGUAGAUUUUGGAAUAUUGUUUCAACCUAGGAGGCAAAAGGCAGAUGUGGAAGGCUUGGAACUUGUUGGUUUCACGGACUCUGAUCAUGGUGGUGAUUGCGUUGAAAGAAAGAACAUGUCAAGCUACAUAUUCAUGCUAAAUGGAUCUCUUAUUUCAUGGUGUUCGAAGAAGCAGCCAAUGGUAGCAUUAUCCAGUUGUGAAGUUGAAUAUAUAGCAGGAAGUUAUGCAGCAUGUCAAGGGGUUUGGCUUGAGGAAGUACUAAAGGAGUUGAUGAUUCCUAUGAAGGCUCCAUUAGAGCUGAAGAUAGAUAAUGUUUCUGCCAUAAAUCUAUCUAAAAAUCCAGUGAGCCAUGGGAAGAGCAAGCACAUAGAGGUAAAGUACCACUUCCUUAGGGACAUGGUAAACAAGGAAGAAUAG
Molecule: messenger RNA, 615 nt
Organism: Vigna umbellata (rice bean)
Lineage: Eukaryota; Viridiplantae; Streptophyta; Magnoliopsida; Fabales; Fabaceae
Source: RefSeq, a predicted model, not a curated record